UUGCGUUGCUGACCUGCGCAGCGCGCAUUCUGAGGAAAAUGGCGGUGGGGGGAGUUGGGGCCUCUGGGCGGCCGGUGCUCACGUUUACGCUGCUGGUCGUGUUGUGGUUGGUGCCGUUUCUGCAGGCCGAGAGGGGUUUGGUCAAAGUCAUCACUGACCACAACUGGAGGGAGAUUCUGGAGGGUGAAUGGAUGGUGGAGUUUUAUGCCCCCUGGUGUCCUGCCUGCCAACAACUUCAGUCAGAAUGGAAUGAGUUUGCAGAGUGGAGUGAUGAUCUGGGUGUUAAUGUUGCCAAAGUGGAUGUAACUGAGCAGCCAGGUCUGAGUGGUCGAUUCAUUAUUACAGCUCUUCCCACAAUAUACCAUUGUAAGGAUGGCAAGUUUCGAAAGUAUCAAGGCCCUAGAAUGAAGAAUGACUUCAUUGAUUUCAUAGAUGGAAAGAAGUGGGAAGCCAUAGAACCAAUGUAUUCUUGGUUACAACCUUCCUCCUUUUUGAUGACUAGCAUGUCAGCAUUAUUCCAGCUGUCCAUGUGGAUUCGUCACUGUCAUAAUUACUUCACUGAAGAUAUUGGCAUACCUGUUUGGGGAUCGUAUAGCAUUUUUGCUUUGAUGACUCUGUUUUCUGGUCUUGUGCUUGGAUUGAUUCUGGUCUUCGUGGCAGACUGUGUAUUACCGUCCCGGCGAUAUAGACAUCAACCUCAUUGCUCUCAAAAAAAAAUGCCUGGAACCAAGCUGUUGAAGCCAAAAGAUGGACAAUUUCAGGAUGAAGAUGAUGAAGAUGAUCUGUGUUCUCAAGCAAAGAAGAGCAGUAGUAAAAGAUAUGAGAAGUCUCUGGUGAAAGAUGAUGGGGAUCAUUUACAGGAUACUGUGAGAAAACGUACAUUGGAAUACACGAGUAGAACUGAUGAUUCCUGAUUCUAGGACAGAAUGAAGUGAAAGGUGACUAAAGCUAUUGUCCUUCCAUAAGGCAUUGAACUGUUUAGUAAUGGAUUCAUGGGAGAAGAUGACUAUACAUUAAAGUACGAGGUCACCUGUGGUGGGUAGCAGUGUUGUACUAAAUUUACUUUUGUUCUUGUGGGCUUUGUUGCUAAGUUACAAAGCUUUAAUAUUGAGCCUUGCAUGCUCCUUUAAGUCUUUCAAACUUCCGGUUGUAUAAUUAAAAUGUUAUUGGGUCCUUGGUACUAUUUUGGUGAAAGACUUAAGUGUAGCAUUUAUAUUAAAAAAAAUAUACUGUGGCAGUAUCCAUAAUCCAAGUUCUGAAAAUUCCAAUCUUCCAAAAUAUUAGCUUGAAAAUGAUACAUGUGCAUAUAGCAGCUAAUUUUCUGCAGUACAUUCGAAAGCAAUAGUGUAGUACAUGGUAGAAGGUGCUGCAUUUUUUGAUCUCCCAAUUGGAUUGCUCUUUAUUUCUAUUGGAAAACCAGUGCUUGCUUUCAAAUUAGUUGUUUCUGAACACAUUUAGAAAUUUAGUUUAUCAGCCACUAAUUGGAUCCAGAAUUCUGUAGGGUUACUUUUAAGACGGAUAACAAAAGUCUAUUUCUACUUGUCUUGCAUUUAUUUUUUUUUAAUCGUAGGUUUCUUGUUCCUGCAUCUUUGCCUGCAUCAGAAUUUCUAUCUCAUGAACGUGCUUAAGCAUGGCAUUACUUAAGUCCUUGCCAGUAUGCGCAUGUUUGGGUAUCAUAACAACUAAAGUAUCCAUUUACGAGGCUAUAUGCAUCUAAAAGUAAUAAAACUAGCUAAUUAAUCAUAAUAGUAUGAUUUAGUAAUCAAAUGAAAAUAAUCAUUGCUGGCAUAAAUUCCAAUGCAUUCUUUUGGUUUCUUUUUUUAUAGUGGUUUGAUGGACAGGAGUUUUAACAUGUGGCUUUUUUAAAAUACUAAUCUGUGUUGAGAUGCAUAGAUCAAGGUGGUCAUUGAGCUCAUCUGUGCUGGAAGUCAUGAUGGUUGGCAUUGGUUUCACUGACCCCUGGGUUAUAAAGGAGAAAAUUCUGUUACAACCUAUGGUUUAAUUGACUGUAUUCAGGAUCAGUUAUGAGUAAUAGUCACAAGUUGUUGAAAGACUGGAGCUUGAAGCUAUGUAGUGAAUACUUUAUUGAGGGUGUAGUGAGAGAACCAUUUUAAAAAGUUCUGCCAUUUAAUCAGAAGGAAUGUAUGAAGACCAAAUGUUUUGGGUGCUAUUCCUUCAUUUAAAAAAAAAUUACCUCAAAUAUAUUUAGCUUCUCAUUAUAAGUUUAAAAAAUACCUUGCAAUUUGAGGAGGAUGGGCAUCUUCAUUAAUGGUGAAGAUUUAUUUUGUACUGAGAGAAGAGAGUUUACAAUGUUCAUUUGUGUCCAAAAAUGUUUUCCGUGUGGGUAUUUUCAUUUCUUGAAAUAUCCUAUUUUGCUUUGAAGUGUUAUAUUUGAUUUUGGUUUAAAACUUUCAAUUGUACCAUAAAAAAUCUUUUGCAUGCUGGUGAGAGCUAUUGCUUUGUAGACCAGGUUUUAAAUGCAUAAAUAACAUUCCCAGUUUUGUGGACCAUGCAUAUCUGUGUGAAAUGUGUGGAAUUUUACACUGAUAUUUUGCUAUUAUAUUCCUGUGUAUAUUGCCUCACCAGUUUAUAUUUAGCUGCCAAAGACGGGUGCAAGCCUUUUAAUCUCUUUUUUUUGGAUGUAACUGGAAUAACAGAUUCUAAUGUUCACUAUUUACCAAGUUUAGAAAACAUAUCCAAACACCUACUAGGCUUCAAGUAUCUUUAGCUUAUUUUGAGGGGUGGUGAACUGCUGUUUUAAAAAGGGAAUUGGAAAACAAAAUAUGUAAAUAGUUUCUGUAUUGUACAUUUUUAGAAGAUGCUUAACAAUAAAGAUAAUGUUGGGUUGACUUGUCUUUUUCUGAAGCUAUUUGUGCUGAGGUUGUAAGGUGUUCUUUUUGUUAAUAAUUCAUAUGAAACCACCACCUCUAAUAAUUUGUUUUGCUCUGCUCUUUUUUUAAAUCUGACUAGGGAAAAGUAUAAACACAAAAAUGAUCUUGUACUUGAUUACGGUGGGCAAAUUGUACUGUCAUUAGCCUGGAUCAUCUGUUGGCACAAUGUUUGUAAUCCAAUUUAAAUUAUAAAAUAUUAUGACAUGCUCAAGGCCUUCUAAUGAGGUGUGAGCAUGACAUUUGCAACCAUGUGGACCAAAGCAAUUUACAGUUAUGAAGUUCAGAGUUGGCCUUUGUUUAGUCUUGGAAGAGUAACUUUCUGAGAAGCAGCAUCUCUUUAAAGAAAAAUGCAAAUGCAUAAUCAGCUGGGUCAUGUCAUUUUCAAAAUAUGAUUAAACUUAAAAUAUCAGACUAAAUCAUCAUAAAUUAUUGACAACUGAAUAGCCUGCCAAUUACACCUUCUGCACUGUCAGUGAGAUGGAGAUUCAGAGUGCUGAUAUUGCAUGAGCUACUGCAAUAGCUGCCAUAUUGAAAGAUGAAGUUGGAGGGUUUGACCAUGAAGGUCACCAGAAGGAACCUAUAUUUAUUGUUGUUGUUAACAUAUUUUGAUAUGGCUAAGUGAACGAGGUAAAUCUAAAGUUUGUAAGUAAAAAUCACCCUUUUUUUUUUGUUGCUACCUGCUUCCCUGUCCACAGUAUGUGCUUCAUGUGCCCCACAGAAUGUUUUAAAGACUGCAGCCAAUUCACCCAUUUGCGUGCUUUACUGUUUUUAAAUUUCAGUAACAGAUGUGAGGUAAUUGGACUAUGAGAACAGCAAUUUGCACAGUUUUAUGGUGGGAUGUGUGGAUUCUAUCUUUUAGAAUGGAUUCAAUGUUUAGACUGGAGACAAGAGACUGUAGAUGCUAGAAUCUGGAGCAACAGACUCAGCAGGUCAAGCAGCAUCUGUGGGAGGAAAAGAAUUGUCAACUUUUCAGGUCGGAACCCUGCAACAGGACUUUCCUCCCACAGAUGCUGCUCGACCUGCUGAGUUCUUCCAGCAGAUUGUUUGUUGCUCAAUAUUUAAUUUCCGCAGUUAUGCAUGGCAAAGACAGAGAAUCCUAGUUUACUGCAAAUCAGCCAGCAUCCAUGGAGAGAACAGACUAAUGCAUCUAGUGUAGAUCUUUUGUCAGAAUUGGAAGAAAGUACAGCUGUGCAGUAUUUUAAAACAUGGAACACAACAUUGGAGAUGUGAGCAAUGCAUGAACAUUCUUUAAGAAAGGCAGUAGAGUGAUCUGCAAGGUGCUGAAUGGAAAAACAAAUUUUAAAUUGCUCGAGGGCUAUUAAACUGAGGCAAUUGGAAGCAGGGUGAGAGGAAAGAUAUUUUGCAUGUACAUGAAGAGUUAGAGGGGACUGGAUGAGAAUGAUAUAGAAAUAAACUGGCAAAGCUGAACAUGCCACAUCAUUCUGGGAGCAUAUAAAAAAUAUCAACUGCAUAUCUAAUUGAAAAUCAAAUUGGAAUUAAGGACUAUAUUUAAUAUUAAAGCCAGAGGUCUGCAAAAUCCAAAGUAACAAGAUGGGAUGCUGUUUCUUUAGGUCUUGUGAAUCUUGAAUUCAGCAUGCUAAGGACAGAAGUGACACCUGGCUCUGGAGUAACAGUUAUCUUUUUUUGGUGACUGAGUUGAGGUGUUUGAAAAGUCAUCUAUGCUGUGUUUACGUUCCCAAAGUUACAGGACACGGCACCACAGCUCAGAUAUUAUGUAUGUAUAUUUUUAAAAAAAGUUGAACUGCAGGUAAAUGUCUCAUUAAUUACUGAUUCGUUGGUUGCUAAAAAUUAACAGUUUACUCUUGUUCCAUUGUACCAAUCUUUUUUAGUCUUUUGGAAACAGCUUGGUAAUAUUGCAUGUGGGAGCAAUGUGCAGAUCUCUCUCUAGAUGGCACUGGAGUGUUGCAUUGUUAAACUUUGCACUUGAUGUAAAGUUAAAAAGAAAUUCUCAUUAUAAAUAUGAGAAUUUGACAUGGUUCUAAAUAGCAUUGUAUCUUCAAUAAAGAAUUUGUCCUUUAAUAAAUACUACUUUAAUCACC
Messenger RNA from Pristis pectinata (smalltooth sawfish), 4951 nucleotides. RefSeq names its product thioredoxin-related transmembrane protein 1 (gene tmx1). The transcript is spliced from 8 exons. The record is from RefSeq and is a predicted model, not a curated record. NCBI's taxonomy places the organism in Eukaryota, Metazoa, Chordata, Chondrichthyes, Rhinopristiformes, Pristidae. The coding region runs from base 39 to 914 and encodes 291 amino acids.